UUUGUGAGCAACACCUCGACCCCUUCUCCAUCGCAGCCUCUUCCUAUGAAGCAUAGGGAUCGAUGAAGAUGACAUCCCCCUUUCCCCUUCUACCUUCGCCCUCUCUGCUGAUCUCAUCGGCUUUGUUGCUCCUCUUGCCCGCUCUGGCCCACCUAUUCCGGCCUCCACCCAACCUCCUCGCACUAGCCCCUCCCGCCACCCUCUCCCGGCUGCCAGGCAUUCCCUCGUACGUCUCCCUGCCCUUCCUCCCCUCUCCCACCCUCUUCAAGCAUUGGCUAUCCCUCUGCUGGCGUCUUCAAAUAGCCCCAUGGAAGCUCCGGCGGCAAGUCGUUAACGCUGUGGAUGUAGACUGGGCUGAUGAGGCGCAUGAUGCGAAGGAGGGGAAGCUGCUCAAGGCCUGGGAUCGCGUUGGGUAUUGGCGCAAGGAGGAUGGCUGCCUUGAGUUGAGAGCUCUCAGGAAGUGGGAAGCUCUCGCUGACCCACUUGCGGACACCGCCCUCCGGUCGAUCCUAUCACAACCGGCCAAUGGCGAGACUCCGACCAACGACCUUCUCGGUCGCCUGCAGCCGUCUUCAGAUGCUCCAGAGCUAUCUCGCUUCGCUUCCCUUGCGACACAACGGCGGCCACCUAGAGGUGCAGGUGUCCUUCCGCUACAGUGGUAUGCAGAGCGCGAUGCUCGACGCGGCGUCAAGACGCCUGCCUGGCUAUCAAAGGAGCAACGAUCUUCGCACGAAGACUUGAUACCUGAUGAAGAACUAGAGGCCGGCUAUGAAGGGGAGGAGGCUUGCUUCGAGCGGCUGCAGCAGCUCACCUCCUGGCACGAUGAGGAGUGGAAGAGCCUCUCGGAGGCAGAAAGAGCAGAAGAGCUGGCUGAAGAAGCUCGACUGGUUGAGCUAGGCCAGAAGGUCUUCUAUCGCUAUUCUGGCGGUAUCCUCAUGUCUCUGCUGCACUUCUCGCUCGCUGGCGGCUUUGCAAGUCCCCGAUUGACGGGCGUGUUGAAGGCCACGAACUAUCUUGUCCCUGCCGAGCGACAGGGUCUUGAUGAGGAACGGCAGGACGCCAUUCAGCGCAAGGAGAAGAGCGAAAAGGAGAAGAAGAAGGAUGUCGAAGAGGGUGACAAGACUUGGAGGCGGUUAAUGGAGACCACUCAAUGGGUGCUAGAUGUCAUGGAGACUGUAGAUACUCUUAUACCGCCGGGCGAUGGCAAGCUUCAAGGCUCUGACAGUAGGAGCUCUUCUUUCGGUGGCCCAGGUCGUGAGGCAACCCUCUCGGUACGACUGCUGCAUGCUCGCGUACGCACUCGAGUCGCCUCGAAGCUCUCCCUUCCACCCUCAUGCCUACCACUGAACCAAGCCGAUCUUCUCGCAACCCUGCUCUCAUUCUCCGCUGCGCCUCUAGCCUCCUUGUCAAGAAUGGGUCUCACGCUCACACCAGAGGAACGCGAGGCGUACCUUGGCUUGUGGCGCUACAUUGGCUGGUUGAUGGGCGUCGAUGAUCGGCUGGUCCGAUCUUGUCUCGUAGACUGCUCUAGAGCGGAUCGAGCUCUCUGGUCCUGCGUGCUCAAUCUCUUCUCUGAGGAGGAUGUAGCUCGACAGGCCGCUCCCACCCUGCGCAUCCUCACGUCCAUUGCGGCGCGUCCACCCUUCUACACUUCCCUCCCGCUGCACAUUGCCCUCUCCUCUUCCCUCCUCGGUCAAACCCUCUCCACUGCGCUUCGUCUUCCGCCUUCCUCGAGAGGGACGAGAUUGCGCGUGGCACUGACGUACUUGGGAAUGUAUCUCACGACCAGCUUCUCCAAGUGGUACCUUCCCUCUACACGAGGCAAGAAGUGGGAAGAAACACGCGAUCGCUCCACCCGCAAGCUGCUGCGAAGGCUCAUCGUCUGGAAUUUGGGAAUGCGGCGCUCUCACUUUCAUGGCGGGAGUGAAGGGGUUGAAGGUAUGGAGGACGUGCCCAAGGAUGAACAGGCGGCGAUGGCGGAUGUGAGAGAAUACCAGUGGAUGAUCAGGGAGAUGAUCGCUGUACACAUUCUUGUUGGUUGCGCGGCGGUGGGAGCACUGGGAAUUGGCGCUUGGUAUUUGAGAAGCGUGUAGCGCUAUACUCAUUCGGCUUAGAGGGCAUCACACGGAAUACCAGCAUAAUUUGUCCGACAUGUUCAUACAAUGUAGCCAUAGCUCAAAACUAUCACGUGUCUGCUGCAGAUGAAGGUUCAGAUCAUUGAAUUCGGAAGCCGGUGACGCGAAGAAAUGUACAAAAUAGAGAUCUAAAAGAGAUAGGUAUGAAGUGUUGCCUCU
Molecule: messenger RNA, 2294 nt
Organism: Microstroma glucosiphilum
Lineage: Eukaryota; Fungi; Basidiomycota; Exobasidiomycetes; Microstromatales; Microstromataceae
Exons: 3
Coding region: 63-2093 (676 amino acids)
Molecular function (GO): oxidoreductase activity
Source: RefSeq, a predicted model, not a curated record